Molecule: messenger RNA, 3372 nt
Organism: Bombyx mori (domestic silkworm)
Lineage: Eukaryota; Metazoa; Arthropoda; Insecta; Lepidoptera; Bombycidae
Gene: AkhR
Product: adipokinetic hormone receptor
Exons: 9
Coding region: 312-1529 (405 amino acids)
Biological process (GO): G protein-coupled receptor signaling pathway; cellular response to hormone stimulus
Cellular component (GO): plasma membrane
Molecular function (GO): peptide binding; G protein-coupled receptor activity; adipokinetic hormone receptor activity
Source: RefSeq, a predicted model, not a curated record
CGCCGCUACGCGCCAGUAGCAAUCGCGCGCGCUCCCCACACAAACGCACCCUGUGCCAAUACCGAAAACGAGGGAACCGUUUGCCGAGUGUAUUAUCUGUGUUUGUGUGUCUGUGCGCUGUGUUUUUGGAUGCGAGAAAAAAGUUUGGCAUGUGAUCCGUUCCCUGUUUCGCUUCGAGUAGAACCGAUUACUGAACCGAAAGAUUCUGAGUAGAGACCACGCACUGAACCUCAUAAAAAAAUCAACAAUGAUAACGUUAAACAAAAGCCAAGUUAAUUCUCGAUCAAGGCAGUACGAGUAAUUGAACCGGCAUGGAUAUAGACGAGAAAGUGUCCGGCCCGGGCGGGGCCUCCCAGAAGAACUGGUCGCAUCUGCUACACGUGAACAACACUUACGAUGAACUCCCGCUGGAGAUGCGCUUCAACUAUAGCCACAUGGUCUCCAUGACGGUAUACAGUGUGCUGAUGGUGAUAUCAGCGACAGGCAACUUGACGGUUCUUUAUCAACUGGUCCGGAGAAGACGAGCGAAACGCGCCAGCAGAUUGGACAUAUUGCUCAUGCAUUUGGCUGUCGCUGACCUCAUGGUCACAUUCCUGAUGAUGCCGCUGGAGAUUGCGUGGGCCGGAACGGUGCAGUGGUUCGCAGGAGACCUGAUGUGCCGCGUCAUGAUGUUCACGAGAACCUUCGGACUUUACCUGUCCAGCUUCGUUCUAAUAUGUAUUGCCGUUGAUAGAUACUACGCAAUUUUGAAGCCUCUGAACGUGACUUGGGAAGCGAAGGUCCGCCGCGCCAUUAUCGUGGCGUGGGUGUGUGCCGGCCUCGCGAGUCUCCCGCAGAGUUUCAUCUUCCACGUUGAAGAGCACCCCGAAGUUAAAGGUUACAAUCAAUGCGUGUCUUACGGCUCCCUGCCAACGGAGAAGCAUGAAUUCGCUUACUUCCUAGUUAACAUGAUCCUUAUGUACGUGAUCCCACUGGUCUCGACGCUUUAUUGCUCCUGCGCAGCGCUAUUCGAGAUCAUCAGGAGAGCUAAUACUGCUAACGAUAAGAUGCGUCGAAGCGGCAUCGGUCUUCUGGGAAGGGCUCGCGCUCGCACCCUCAAAAUGACGGUCACCAUAGUCCUGGUCUUCUUCACGUGCUGGUCGCCGUACUACUGCUACUGUCUGUGGUAUUGGAUUGACAAGGAAUCUAUAAAGAACUUGGAUCCGGCAUUGCAGAAGGCGAUGUGGCUAUUCUCAUGUACCAAUUCUUGCGCGAACCCCAUCGUUUACGGAGUAUUUAAUAGGAACAGGUGGAAUUGGCGUGCUGGAAAGUUUCAGAACGGGCGAUGUCGCAGCGGCAGCGGGAGGAAAGGUUCGCGUCUCCCGCACGGCGAGUCUACGGAAAUAUCUGCGGCCACCCUCUCGCGAGCGAGACACUCGAACGGAAGCGAUCACAACGGCCGUCGAGAUUCAUCUUAUGCAAACCAAAACGGACCUCAAAAGCACUGGAACACGAUCAACAAUAACCACGUAACGAACGGUAUGGUUUAACAAUAGAAUAAAAACUCGUAGUGAAACCGAUUUUAAUGUAUGUUAUUCCUAAUAAAUAUUAUAAGUCGCAAGCUAUUUAUAUGUAGCUGAUAAAAAUAGCAGUUAUGUUAUAGAACAUAAAUAUUGGAAUUAUUGUGAAAUUUUAAAGUGUUUACGUGGCGUUAAAUGCAUUUUUUUGACCGCCAUUUAAUCUUGUUUUUUUUUAAAGUUACAUACAUAAAGGUGUUUCUUAUUACUUUUAAAGUUUCAACGUUUAUUGAUAUUACAUAUUAUUAUAUAGUUCUAGAUAAUAUAUAAGAUGUGCACGUUAGAAUUAACAACCGUAAUGGUGAUAGAAUUUAAUGUACCAUAGGGAUAUUUAGAUAUAAAUGUGAGCUGUAAUCUAUGUAAAUAUUGAAAAAUAAUAUUAAAAGCUAUGGGAUAAUCUGUGAAUCUUUCAAUAAAAGGAAGCAUCAGUUUGUAGCCACUGGCCACAUGGUCUUCCAAGCGGUGUUCGGAAUUUGUGAUUGUCGAAAUUACUGAAAUGAAGUCAUAGCUACCAGUAAAUAAAAUGUUACAGUAAUAUAUUAUUCUAAUAUGGCUACCAUGGCUUUAUUUAAUCAAAAGUAAGCCGCUGUCUUUUUGUCGAUCCCGGGCGUGUAUUGAGGCUUACAUUGAAUAUUCGUUAAUUCAAUCGAAUAAUAAAAUCCAGAGAGCAAAAUACCUUACGAAAUAUAUGAAGGAUACGGCCAAAAUUCCAGCUUCCAAUGAAAUAUCAACUAUACUAUUGGACUAAAUUUGAGAGUACAUGCAACACCUUGUAAUAAUAAAUAAAAUUAACACUAGAUUUUAAUAUAUACUAAGUAUUGAUACUAUGUAUUGAUACUAGGUAUUCAUGUGAAUUAUAUUAGAGGUAAGCUCGAGCUGAAUGGAGUGAGAUUAUAUAGCAAAUGAAAAUACAAACAAGAAUUAAUUCAAUAUUAAUACCCUUUUAAAUCUUAUAUGGCGUUCUAAAAAAAUAAAAACAGCGUUACUUUUCUUAUCAGAAUUUGGACCGAAUUUUUUUCUAAACCUCUUAAUAUAGUUGCUAAUUAAACAGAUCUCAAAUUGUUCACUUCAAACCUCAAUAUGUAUACGUUAAAUAGAUUUAAGACAAUAGCUCUUAAAAAGUAUGUUUUUAAGUACAAUUAAAAACGAACAAAAGCGAUUAAUAUUGAUCUGUCUAUUUUGAAUUUGGUUGAUGCAUAGUUGCUUUCAUAUUUUUUGCGAAAUGUAAAUUUGCUUGGCAAAUGUAGAUCAUUUUAUCACUAACGAAAAGUCUUUACGUCUGUCCUACCUGCAUUUUCCAUGAGAACUGCUCUACAGGGACUUAUGUUAUAAUACUACGGGUUUCAGUUAUCCUCUUAAAACUACGUGCCCGUCUUGGACGUCUUGGUUAGAAAUCGUUUCUGCUUCUAUCUUAUUUUCAUCUGUCAUAAUCUGUCACCUGUCAUCUGUCAUCAUGACAGAUAAAACCAAACAUUUAUUUUAUAUAAAUAGACAAGAUGGCCGCAGAAACAAGUCUAUUUUUCGUACAAAUUGUAACAUUCCAUGAGAACGCUUAAUUUUAUUGUAAUUAUGUGAAGUUUAUUUAUUAAGACUGAAGGAUAUUAAGAAAGAUUCUUAAAGAGUUAUUCCGAUAUUUAUGUUAAUGUUGUUUAAAGGUUGUUUUCCUAUAACAGAUUUUAGGUUGUUAUUGUUCAAAGGUUUUAAUGUAAUAUAUACUUGGCUGUGAGGUGAUUGAUCUAGCAAAAUAGAGAUGUGAUUUUUGUACCAAAAUUUUAAAGUAAUUUAAUCAGUGAAUAAAUGAAUGAAAUGAAUUAAA